AUGGCAUGUAACGAUCCCUCACAUUCACAUACAGUCGACGAUGGCAUUGAGUAUUCAUUAAAUAGAUUUAUAGACACUGGUGUAAUUACUUGUUUAAAUGAAAAAGUAAAAAACUCUGUUCAAUCUAUAUUCAAAUCGUGGGAAGAUAGACAUGACACUAAAUAUUUUUUAGAAAGCUGUGAUGAUGAAGAAUUAAUUAUUAAUAUUCCAUUUGGCGCAGUGACACAAUUAAAGUCAAUUAUUAUUAUUGGUGGAGAUGGCGGAUCAGCUCCAAGCAAAUUAAAAGCAUAUACAAAUAAUAGUAAUAUUGAUUUUGGAAAUAUUGGUUCAUUUACAUGUGCUCAAGAAUGGAAUUUACAUGAAGAUUUCGAAGGUGCAAUUAGUUAUAGCUGCAAACCAACAAAAUUUAAUAAUAUGAACCAUCUUACACUUUAUUUCCCAACCAAUUUUGGCUCACCAACAACAAAAAUUUAUUAUAUUGGAUUAAAAGGCGUAUAUACAAAUGCUAGAAGAGAAAUUGUAAAUACAGUUUAUGAAGCAAAACCUCAAAUUUCAGAUCAUAAAGCCGAUUCCGGUGCCAAUUUUGUAUCUCGUGAUCUUAUGUAA
Dictyostelium purpureum is the source of this 606-nucleotide messenger RNA. RefSeq lists its product as uncharacterized. The record is from RefSeq and is a predicted model, not a curated record. Lineage: Eukaryota; Evosea; Eumycetozoa; Dictyosteliales; Dictyosteliaceae. Bases 1 to 606 code for a protein of 201 amino acids. The transcript is spliced from 3 exons.